Lathyrus oleraceus (garden pea) is the source of this 861-nucleotide messenger RNA. Its product is annotated as glyoxylase I 4. The transcript has 3 exons. The record is from RefSeq and is a predicted model, not a curated record. Lineage: Eukaryota; Viridiplantae; Streptophyta; Magnoliopsida; Fabales; Fabaceae. The coding region runs from base 152 to 661 and encodes 169 amino acids.
CUAAUUUACAUAUAUAUACUCUCCAAAUUCUUAUUAACAUAUUCAAGCUCUCAUCUACAUUCUUUCUUCUCCUCUUCUAUUUUAUUUUACUUCAUUUUCAUCCCUUAGAUAAGGGAGAUAGUAUUCAAUUAAUUCUUCAAGAAUUACAAAAAUGAAAGACGUUAUUGGAAACCCUCUACGCCUAAAAUCAGUGAAUCAUAUCUCCCUUAUCUGUAAAUCAGUUGAUGAAUCUAUCAACUUCUACCAAAAUAUUCUUGGAUUCAUUCCCAUUAGAAGGCCUGGAUCAUUUGAUUUUAAUGGAGCAUGGCUAUUUGGCUAUGGAAUUGGAAUUCACCUUCUUCAGACAAUGGAUCCUGAAAGUAUUCCAAAGAAGAAGGAAAUUAAUCCAAAAGAUAAUCAUUUAUCAUUCCAGUGCGAAAGUAUGGGAACAGUACAAAAAUGUUUGGAGGAGAUGAAGAUUGAUUAUGCUCGUGCGUUGGUGGAAGAAAAUGGAGUUAAAGUUGAUCAAUUAUUUUUUCAUGAUCCAGAUGGUUUCAUGAUUGAGAUAUGCAAUUGUGAUAAUCUUCCCGUUAUUCCAUUAGCUGGUGACAUGAUUAGAUCAUGCUCUAGACUCAAUCAUGACAUUAUGCAACAACAGAUACAAGUUGUCAACCAUAUUUGAGAUCAUGAGAACUUUGAGGUGGGGAAUUAGAAAGACAAGUUAAUUAAAUAUCAAUGUUAUGUUAUGUAUGAGCGUGAGCCUUUCUUUUUUAGUUUAUACAUAUGUAUGUAUGUAUUAUAUCUCUUAAUUUGUACUUUCUUAUGGAUGUACUAGAUUCCUUUGCAAAAGCAAGGAAUUAUAUAUAAUAUAUAUUUAUGUAA